Messenger RNA from Cicer arietinum (chickpea), 1231 nucleotides. RefSeq names its product MADS-box protein SOC1-like. Gene Ontology annotation, molecular function: protein dimerization activity; RNA polymerase II transcription regulatory region sequence-specific DNA binding; DNA-binding transcription factor activity. Gene Ontology annotation, biological process: positive regulation of transcription by RNA polymerase II. Gene Ontology annotation, cellular component: nucleus. NCBI's taxonomy places the organism in Eukaryota, Viridiplantae, Streptophyta, Magnoliopsida, Fabales, Fabaceae. The record is from RefSeq and is a predicted model, not a curated record.
UUCUUAAAAGGGUGGGGCUGAAUGAAGGAAAGACGAUAAAUAGGUGUAUGAAUAAGGAAAGCUAAGUCUGUGUCUGCUAUGCAGUUCUUUUCUCUCUUUUUGGGUGCUUCCCUUUUUCUUUUCUUUCUCUUCUCUUCAUUUUCUUUCCUCCCUUUUCUAUCAACAAUCUCUAUUUUUUCCCAAUUUGCUCUUUCACUCAAUCACUAAACAAAUUAAUUAACCCUUCUUCUUCCUGAUUUCUUUUUGGUUUGAUUUAGAAGACUGAAAUUAAAUCUAGUGAAUUAAUUUAAUAAUAAGAGAGAAAGAAUGGUGAGAGGAAAAACACAGUUGAAGCGUAUAGAGAAUGCAACAAGUAGACAAGUAACGUUUUCAAAGAGGCGUAACGGAUUGCUGAAGAAGGCCUUUGAACUUUCUGUUCUUUGUGAUGCUGAAGUUGCUCUUAUCAUCUUUUCUCCUAGAGGAAAACUUUAUGAAUUUUCUAGCUCCAGCAUGCAGGACACAAUUGAACGCUACCGUAGAAAUAGCAGGAGUGCUCAACCAAUGCAAAAAUCAGAUGAACAAAAUAUGCAGAAUUUGAGGCAAGAAACAGCAAGUUUGAUGAAGAAGAUUGAACUUCUUGAAGCUUCAAAACGGAAACUAAUGGGAGAAGGUUUGGGAUCAUGCUCCAUGGAAGAACUACAACAGAUAGAACAACAGUUGGAAAAGAGUGUAAGCACUGUUCGAGCAAGAAAGAAUCAGGUUUACAAGAAUCAAAUUGUGCAACUAAAAGAAAAGGAAAAAGCCCUACUUGUUGAAAAUGCCAGGCUCUCUAAACAGGGGAUGCAGCCACAGCAAACAACAAAAGAUCAAAGAGAAAAUCAACCCUAUGCUGAAAGAAGUCCAAGCUCAGAUGUAGUGACUGAAUUGUUCAUUGGACUACACAGGUCUUAGUUGAAGAUAAUUUCAUUAUGGCAAUCAACAUUUGGUUUUACAUUCCAAUGCAUCUAAAUGAAUGUUUAGCAAAAAGACAAAGCCUUCUAAUGAUCAUGUUCAACUAGGCAAAAAAAUAUUGUCUCCUAAAUUUUUACUUGCACUGGAACUUGUUCAACUUCAAAACAAACAUAUCCUUAAUCCUUUUGUUAUAUGCAAGUGUAAAUAAGAGGGAAAAGCCCAAACUAGUAUGUUGAUUAAUGUGAUGGAUAUAUGUUGGGAACAAAUGUAGUCUAUAUUUAUUUAAUUAUUUAGACUAAAA